AUGGAAUUGGAAAUCUUUAGUAAGACGACAGAGUCCAUUGUGUUGCGUCGCAAUGGUUCAUAUGACGAUAUGAUUGCAACCGUAAUUGAGGCCGAUGAGUUAACUUGCGAGCCAAAUGACUUGGUGAUUAGCUAUCAAAUGAAUGUGAGGAGAAAAAUACAUCCCACAUUCAUAAAAAAUGAUAGGAACGUGAGCUUGUACAUGUUAGAUAUUGGUAUUGAUGGCUCUAGGCCUACAUUGAGGAUAAACGUUAAUGUGAGGCCUCCAAUUGAACCAACGAAUUUAUUUAACGACGAUAAUGAUUCGAUUGGAAAUGAAACAUUGGAUUAUCAUUCAAAGGAGAGCUUAGGUGAUCAUUCAAAUGGGAGUUUGGGUGAUCAUUCGAUGAAUAUACAUGAUGAUCCAACUAAUGUGGAAAAUCAGCCAGUAGAUGCGGAAGAUCCCGAACCCGAAUGUUGUGAAGAAAUGCAGGCGAGGAAAUAUGAGUGCUUAGAUAUAUUUCAUAUCUAUAAGUACAUUGGCGAACAUAGUUGUGGCGUUGAACAUGCCAACAGUAGCCAUAGAAAAUUUUCAAUCAAAGUGAUUGCUUCACUUUGUGUAAAUAUGUAUUGUGAUGGCAAGGGUCCAAAUGUUAAAGAGAUUCAAAGAGCUAUUUUUAAUUCUUUUCAUUGUAGUCCAAGCUAUUGGAAAUGUUGGAAGGGUGGUGUGGUUGCUAAGGAAAUGGUCCGAGGGACAGCGGAGAACAAAUAUUCAUUUUUACCGACUUUUUCUUACAUGUUCGAGACACUUUAUGUUGGUUCUAGUUAUUGUCUCAUGGUAAACACGGAUAGUCAUAGGUUCAUGUAUUAUUUCUUGGCCUUUGGUGCUUGCAUUAAGGGAUUUGCCCACAUGAGAAAGGUAAUUGCGGUUGAUGACACUCAUUUACAUGGUAGAUACGAGGGCGUGUUGUUGAGCGUUGUUGCACAAGAUAUGGAGAAUCAUGUUUAUCUGAUUACCUUUUGUGUCGUGGACAAAGAGAAUGAUGCAUCUUGGACAUUCUUAUUUGAGAAAUUGAAGGAGAUUGUGGUCGAUGAACCAAAUUUGUGUUUUAUCUCUGAUAGACACAAGAGUAUCGCCAACGGUAUUGUGAACGUUUACAAUCAUGCUCACCACAAAUAUUGUAUGAGGCACCUCGAUGAAAAUCUCCGCGUAAAUCAUCAUUAUGGAGAUUACCUUUAUCUUUACUACAAUGCGGCAAAGGCUUAUUCCUUGGAGGAGUUUGACAAAUAUUUUGUAGAAUUCAAGAACAAAUGCCCCACUGCAGCCGUCGUCCUUGAGCAUGAUAUUGGUUUUGAGAAGUGGAGUAGGGCACAUUUUCCUGGCAAUAGAUAUGAUGUUAUGACCACAAAUAUCGCCGAGUCACUCAAUGCUAUGUUAAUAGACGAAAGAGAGUAUCCCGUGGCAUUUAUAUUUAAUUCGAUUGCUAAGAGGUUAGGAAAAUUGUUUAGGGAGAGGAAUGCAUAUAUACUCAAAUCAAUGGGUAAUCAAAUGGUGUCGGCUGCCAAAGAAUCGCAAGAAAAAAAUGAUCGAGGGCGACUCCUUGUAUGUGCAGAAUGUAACUGGGGACACAAUCAAUUUACAGUGUUCGGUGCGGGUGUUACUGCCUAUGUGGACAUACUGGAAAAAUCAUGUUCAUGUAGGGAAUAUGACUUGAUCAAGAUACCUUGUGCUCACACAAUGGCAACUUUGCGAUCGAAGCAUGGCAAUGAGUAUUGUAUGAGCAUCUAUGAGUACUCUUCACCUUUGUAUAAAGUUGAAGCAUACCUUCUUGCAUACUUGGAUUCUAUUAAUGUUAUCCCUUUCGAGUCGAAAUGGUGUGUUCCAGAAGAAUUGCUUAGUGUGAAGAUUCUUCCACCUCUUGUCGAUACCAAGCUUGGAAGAAAAAGAAGAAAAUGUGUCAAAGGCAUCGGUGAGAAUUUCAAGAGCAAGAGAAGGAAUAAAUGUUCAAUUUGUAAGAGAACCGGACACAAGAGAACUACAUGUGUGAACAACAACAAAUCGUAA
Messenger RNA from Solanum verrucosum, 2043 nucleotides. RefSeq lists its product as uncharacterized. Gene Ontology annotation, molecular function: zinc ion binding. Lineage: Eukaryota; Viridiplantae; Streptophyta; Magnoliopsida; Solanales; Solanaceae. The coding region runs from base 1 to 2043 and encodes 680 amino acids. The record is from RefSeq and is a predicted model, not a curated record. The transcript is spliced from 2 exons.